Molecule: messenger RNA, 573 nt
Organism: Strongylus vulgaris
Lineage: Eukaryota; Metazoa; Nematoda; Chromadorea; Rhabditida; Strongylidae
Source: the annotation of a GenBank genome assembly
AUGACAGUGGUGAGCGCUAUGUUCUCUGUGCUUCCGUUGCAGAAUUGCAUGAGACCUUUGUCAAUUUCCUGGAGUUUUCUUGCUCCAGGGCUCACGUUCAACUGGGGUGCACUACUGGGCUGGUCAGCGAUACAAGGAUCGCUCAGCUCUACACCGAUUGCCCUCUACAUAGCUGCCCUUCAGUGGACUCUUCUCUACGAUACAAUUUACGCCCAUCAGGACAAAACAGAUGAUAUAAUGAUAGGCGUAAAGUCUACUGCACUCCGUUUUGGGGAUAAUACUAAGUUGUGGUUAAGCGGCUUUGGUGCCGCUACUGUUGGAGGUCUCUUUCUAACCGGUCAUCUAGCGGAGCAAACAUGGCCGUACUAUGUUGCAUUGGCUGCGACUUCACUGCACUUUGGAUGGCAGAUUGGUACCCUCAAAAUCAACGAUAAAAGCGAUUGUUGGAAGAAGUUCAAAUCUAAUCAAUGGCUUGGCGCCAUUUUAUUUGCUGGGAUCAUUGCAAGCACACUCUUGAAAGAGAAUGAGAGUAUAGAUUUGAAAAGUGACAUUGAUGACAACAACGAAUUUUGA